AUGGUUUGGUUCAAGAUUAUGAGAGUAUGCGUACGAAUAGAGGUCAGCAAGUCCCAGAGGCGUCACAAGAGAUACUUGGGCACUGAAAGCGCCCAAAAGAAGAACGGUUUAGGAGCUGGUUGGUCGACAGCGUUUGUCCAAGCCCCACCGAGGCCGAAACAUGUAAAGGUCAUGGGACGAAGUCUCCGAGCUUAUCGCCCAUCUGUUUCCUAUGUCUCUCCGGGUCCAACCACGCUCCCGAGGACCUUGGACACGUCCGCGAGCCUCCAAAAAGUAGAAAUUGGGCUACCGGGUAUCGAAACGGGAGGCUCCAAGGCACCUGGUGGGGCCCGAAUCCGCCGCCAACCACAUCUCGCCCCACACUCCCGGUUCUCCUCCUCCCCUCCUUCCCCGGUCUUCAGACCAUGCCCGGCCACCACGCAGAUGUCUCCCUGGCCCAAAAGGAAAGCAUCCUACCCCACCAGGGCUCGAACCUGGGACCUCGGACACGGCGAGGUUUCCUCGGCCACUCUCAUCAGCGUUGCCGCGCCAAAGUGA
This is a messenger RNA of Apiotrichum porosum, 537 nucleotides long. RefSeq lists its product as uncharacterized. The transcript has 2 exons. Lineage: Eukaryota; Fungi; Basidiomycota; Tremellomycetes; Trichosporonales; Trichosporonaceae. The record is from RefSeq and is a predicted model, not a curated record. The coding region runs from base 1 to 537 and encodes 178 amino acids.